AGGAACAUAGACAGACAUGAAAACUGCAGCUAGACCCAGCCAUCUUGUAGUUUAAUGCACUGGGUUGGAAAAUUAAUUUUAAACCGAGGGGCAGUGGGACUUAGGGCAGAGGUCAGCAAUGAGCUUUUCCAGGGCACUGAGGCCCAACAGUUGCCUAAGGGUGCCAGAUGCUAACUUUGGUUCUUCCAGCAAUGUCCCUUGAGAGACAAUUUCAUAAACAAGGUGCCCCCACCCAAAAUAUACCAAUAUUGCUUAGAAUGGUGGUGGCACCUGAAGAAAGGGAAUGGGGUGAUGGGAAUAGAUGCAUUACAGAUUAUUUGGAAGUACUUAAUCCAGGUUGAGAGACUUCACAAUUGUCCUUUUUCAGGAUUUAUACUUGUGACCUUGGAUGCUGAUUCCUGAAUUUAUAUUCAUCUGUUCCUCCUCAGUUUGGAUUUUCAGGAACCAUUAAUGAAGCCCUGUCAAUUAUUUGGAGACAGCAUGAUACAACUAGUGGCCUUUGGCUUGGCAUAAGUCUUACAAAAGUUAGAGGAUAAUAAUGCAUGAGGCAACUUAAAAGCACAGAGACUUGCAGUCUGCUCAAAAUGUUGAAGUGCUUUGAAAGAAUGGAGUGAAAUGUCAUUCAUAUAUAGACACAGUCCCAGAAAAGGCUCGGCAGGGGGGCAGAGCCAGUUGCUGCUGCAUUUUUUCCCCUUCCUCCUCAUUCUUCUGUGAAGUUGCAGAGUGAGCAGAGCAGGGAGGGUGAAUCACAGACCGGGAGCCAAUAAAACGUUAACAGAGGCAAGGACAUUGUGCAUAGCUGAACUCUACACAGCAGAGUCAGGAAGAGAGAAGCAGAAGCAGGAGACUGAUCAGGAGCUUGUAAAAUAUCAGCAUGAGGGAAAUAGUUCAUAUCCAGGCAGGCCAGUGCGGAAACCAAAUUGGAACCAAGGUAAGGGGAAUUAUUAUUAUUACUAAGUUGUAUUUAGCGCCUGGUGGUUCCAGUUGUAAAUCCUCGUGGUACAGUAGGAUUUUCUGUUUUGUGCUAUUGGGACCCUCUUUCUUCAGACACCCACCUGCAAAAUAAGAUACUUUUGAAAAAUAUGUUUAAUUCAUUAGUGCCUUAAGAAUUUAGGAAGAAAGUGAUAAACAAUUUUUUUCUCCUAAGAGUUUCACUUGUUUUGGGGAGAAGUUUCUUGUUCUGUAGCAAACUCGGAUUCUAAUUUUGUGCGUGCUCACAUAAGCUACAGAGUGGGAAACCACCAAAACGGGAACUAAAUAGCUCAUCUCUUCCACGUUGACCAUAAAAGGUUCUGGAAAAAACAGAAACCAAGGGAGAAAAAAACCCCUGAGGCAGCAGCGGGGUGGGGGUGAGGGGAAUUAACCCAAGCUAGAAAUGCUGCUGGAGAUUUUAUCCGUUUUCUCUGUGGUUUGAAAUCUUGAUGUGAAUCUGCCUAGCUUUUGACCUUAUCCCCCCCCCCCACAACCCCACCCUAUAUUUUCUCUGCUGUUCAAGCCUACAGCAGGGAGGGGCUCAGAGGAGCAGCCUUCAAACAUGCCAAGAAUUCGGCAGCUGUUGCUUCAACACAUGCCUCAGAGGCCUGUUCUGUCCCUGCCAAGGAUGGGUGGGUUUCGAUGACUUGCAAUUAGUGGCAGAGAUAAAGAGUAAGGGAAACACGCACACAGAGUGGUUUUUUUUGGGGGGGAGAGCUAUGAUGAUGACCAUCUUCUCAGAGAGUUUGUCUCACUUUUCUUUUCCUUUGCCACUCAAAAGUUUUGGGAAGUGAUCAGUGAUGAACAUGGUAUCGACCCAGCUGGAGGCUAUGUUGGUGACUCACCACUGCAGCUGGAGAGGAUCAAUGUCUACUACAAUGAAUCAUCCUGUAAGUGUACCAUUGUUGUCCAAGGGCUAAGCAUAAUGUGAUCUUAUGGGAGGAGAAGCAAUGAAGAAAGCAAAAAGGUUGCUCAGUUUCCUCUAUGUACUUCAUUAAGUGUGUGUGUAUGUGUUGUUCAACCUCAACUGUUACAGUUCUAUGCUCACUGCUUACUUUGUUGGCAAUAGGAGGCAGGUAAAUUAGAAAGAGUGUGUGAACUACAGUUCCCAGCAUCCUCAGCAAGCUUUACCAAUGGCCAGGGAUGAUUGGAACUGUAUUCAUUAACAUCUGGCAGGCCAGAGGUUCCCCACAUGUGGCACAGAAACACAAAAAAUUGGCACUUGGACACAUAAUUCAGCGUAUUUUAUUUCAAAAUUUGAAAUGAAACUUUAAAAACAAAUGGAAGAUUUGCGAAGAUUGACUUGAAAGUGCUUUGAGCUAACUGGAGUGGAAUCCCACAAGGAAUAGGAGGAAAGGGGAACUAGAUUUUUAGUGGGCCGGAGGACAGUCUCAGUGUGCUGUACUGCACUUUGCCCCCCCCCCCAAAGUAGAAUAAAAGAUAUGCUAAUUUCCUGGCUUUUUAUUUUCUUGCAUAGAGCAGAAACACAAGCAACUUAAGGAGACAUCAGUUUCACCAUGAUCCUCCCUUUGCUAGCUGUAUGUUGAAGGGCUGACCUCAUUGCUUUGUAUUUGUGCUCAGAGUAUUGCAGUCUUCUGUUUUGUAGAGGCCUUCAGCUUCCACAAUCAUGGGAAAGCUUUUCACUGUCCCACAGAAACCUGUGUAGAUUAUCUGGUUCUAAGUCUCGCUGUCGAUAGUUAAUUUGUAAAGAGAGAAGAGCCCAUUACUUAAACACUUUGCUUCCCACUUCGGUCCCAGAUAUGAAGGAUGAGGUGAUUAGUCACUCAAGGUGCUUUCAGACUGGUGGUGUUUAGUACUAUAGUUCCCUGUUCUUCUGCUGAAUCCUACAUGUGGAAUUGCUAAUGACUUUCUACACAUUGGAGGAUAUGGUGCUCUGAGUGGUCUAUCCAGCUGUGUUCCAUCUACACUACUGGGCAUAACAUAACUUGUGUGGGUGAGGUGAAUGGAAAGUUCAAUUGAGCAUGUCAUUUUAGCAGCAUGGCUUUUAAAAAUAAAAAUGUGAAAUUCUUCAGUAUACAGUAACACUGUUUAAUUUAAGCACACUUGUGCAACUAACUUAGCAGAACAUGCUUCUAAAAUGGCGUUGACGGGAGAGGCAGCAUAUUAAAAAAUGAACUUCUCAAUUUGCACUAAAACACUUCUUUCAUAUAAGCACUGAUGCUGCUGACUAGAAAGCUUAAUAGUGAAGAUGUGCUAAAGCAUAGAUGCAUAUCAGGCUCAAGUGCCUGAUAUGUGCACACUGCACAUGUCAAACCUAGACCUCUUUUUAAAAUAAUACAGAAUCAUAACACUAGGGCAAUCUACACAGAUAUUGCAGUGCUGCUCUGUUUUAUGCUUUUUAAAGUAGGUUUUCGAUAUUUGACAAAUAGUGGAAGAACUAUGGGAAAAACACAGGAGAACAAUGAUUUCAUGAUAACAUCACACAGAUGCCUGUAAAAAGCAACAAAGACUAAUGAAUUUACUAUGGUGUAAGCCUUAACUGACUAUAGUUUAUUUUGUAAGAUGCAUCCAUUGGCAGGUAUAGAAACAAAGAACUGUAGAGGAAAAUAACAUAAGCAGCAGUGAGGUUAGAAAUAAAUGAAAUGCAAAAAAUCCAGAGUAAAUGCCUGGUGUGGAAGCACCCUCUCAUAUAAAAUGAAAGUUUUUUCCCACAUGUAUAUAAGCAGAACUUGAAUCUUCUUCACCUUCCAAAGGAUAAGCCUUGGUACUGAACAUCUGAGCCCUUGCUCAAUUUAAAGACUGCUGGUUAUAAGGGUUAUAGUGAGCAAAUGAUCCUGUUCAUCUCCAACCUUUAACUUAACGAGUUCCAAGCACUUUUGCCUUUUGAUUCAGGAAAGUUCAUGGAGGACAAAGUUUGCAGCACCAGCUAAGCCGUGAUUCACUAACAGCAGUUCCCUAAAUGCCAGGAACCAUUGUCCCAGCCCAAUAGCAUAAAAUCCUGCCAUUCUUUACAAAUACGAGCAUGUUAAGCGUUUGUCCUGGAUGCAUUCCAGACUGGGUGGUUCAUUCUCUUUCAACUAAAGACUUCCAACACUUUUGGUUGGGUUAGGCCUGCCACCUCCCCUCCUUCCAUUUCUGGCUGAUCAGUGCUGCAAUGUGCCUGUGAUAUCUAUCUGUUCUAAUCCCCCUGCAGUUUGCAGCAUUGUUAGCAGAUAGGAAGGGAGAAAGCAACUUUCCAGUCAUGGUGGGGCCUGGUAUAAGAGAUAACAGUGGGACUAUCCCUCCUCUUUACAUCUACAGUGGUACCUCUGGUUAAGAACUUAAUUCAUUCCAGAGGUCCGUACUUAGCCUGAAACUGUUCUUAACCUGAAGCACCACUUUAGCUAAUGGGGUCUCCUGCUGCUUCCACUGCGCCGCUGCACGAUUUCUGUUCUCAUCCUGAAGCAAAGUUCUUAACCUGAGGUACUAUUUCUGGAUUAGCGGAGUCUGUAACCUGAAGCGUCUGUAACCCGAGGUACCACUGUAGUUGUUUAAAAGAGUCACAGAAACGCAGCUAUGCUUGCUAGAGUAACUUUAGGGGUUGACACAAGUAGGGAAGCAAAGGGCUAAUACAGGCACCCCCCCCCCCCCCCCCCCCCCCCGUGGAUAUGACUGAACUACAGCUCCUUAUUUGCCUUAGCAAGCAUAGGCAAUGGCCAGGGAUAUGGGGAAUUGUAUUCCAGCAAUAUCUAGAGGGCUACUGAUUCUCCAUCACUUCUCUGUAGUGUGAGUCCCAACCAUAUAUAUAUUUGGGAACAAGCCCCAUUGAACACAGUGGGAUUUCCUUCCAAGUACUGCCCAUUGCUAAUGGAAAUAUGAUAGAGUUUUCCUGUUUCCAUAUGUACAAUUUUCUACCUAGCAGAACAAAAUUAAUUACUUUUAAUGUUGAUUUCCUAACAAAUGUAUUUAUAAUGGCUCCCGUCACCCCUGACUAUUGGCUGUUUUGGUUGAGCCGAUUGGAGUAGGAAUCCCACAACAUCUGUAGGGCCAGUGGAUCCCCAUCCCUGCCUCAGGAUAUGUUUACAACCAGUGUCCUUUAUCACAUGUCCUUUCAUUUCAGUUUUUAAUUUGUUGUCCCAGUACUAAUCUCCAUGUUUCCUCUGCAUGUACACUUCUUCCUCUCUAGAUUGUGGGCUCAUGUUUUCUAUUGUUUUGUUUCAAAAAUAGCACCAGCUUGCACAAUUAUAUUCAGGUACCUAUAAACUUGCUAAGAACUUUAAUAUGAUAUGCAAACAAGGGAUUACAGAGGGUGUGUGUGUGGAGAAAGUGAUCCAGGGGCUUGUGAAUUUGCUGCAUUGCACAGAAUGGAAACACCAUCCUCUGUCACCAAAACAACUCAGCAAAUUUUAUAUGGUGAAUGUAAACAAGAUCAGCUGGUAAUCAAAAAGACUUUGACAAUAAAGGUCAGGCCAAUGGUCACAGUAAGGGACAUUAUGUUAUAUUUUCCCAAACAUUUGUGGGGAAGUAGAGGUAUACCUUAAACUGAGCUACUAGAAACACAGUGAUAAAUAAUUACAUAUGUUAUGUGUAUGCAAUAAAGAUGUGGCAAGCAAUUGUAAUAAAUUAAAUCCCAAAGCAAGAUGCAUUUCAUUUUUCUUAUAGCUCAGAAAUAUGUGCCCAGAGCAAUCUUGGUGGACUUGGAGCCUGGAACCAUGGACAGUGUGCGGUCUGGUCCAUUUGGACAACUCUUUCGGCCUGAUAAUUUCAUCUUUGGUAUGUAUAUGAUUGUCUGUUACAAAUGCUGGCUAAACUUACCAAGUAGAUUAUGUUGGAGUUUGGCAAAGUGCAGAAAUAAAUUGUUUAUUUCUUUCAACCGCUGGUUGAAAGAAUAAAGAAACUUAUUACUCCUGGCAAACAAACCGUUCUGGGUACAAGCUCAUAUGGCCUUUAUGGAGCCAUGAGGUUAACAAAAAGGUCGAAUACUAACUGAUGGGAGGGGGAAGAGGAAGCAAGUAAAGCCUGAGGAAAACAAUCUGUAGGUGGUGACUUAAGAAGGAAUAAGCAAGGGAAGACUAUGUUGCCUUUCUGUCUCUUAUCCCCAUUGGGUCAGGUAACCUUCUAACAGAUGAUGAAAACAGGAAGGAAAAUGUAAAAAGGGGUGGGAAAACUGUGACUUCUCAGAUGUUGUUGAACUCAUCAUCCCUGCUUCAUUGGCCAUGCUGGUUUAGGCUGAUGGGAAUUAAAGCCCCAAAACAUCUGGAAUGUCACAGUUCACCACUUUGAGAUAACCCUUGUUUACAGGCAGUUUGGGCCAAUGUCUCUCUCUAAGUCAGAAAAGGGCACAUGACCCACAAGUUACAGGCAGAUUGCCAGUGCAUUUCUAUGUGACUUUACUGAAAUCUUUUACGAAAAUGAAGUAGUGGGCUCUAAAUUGUAAAUUUAGAGAGUCAUAUGUGUCGGUCUUUAAAAAGUGCAAGGAGAACGAGGGAUGCACAGACUAACUUUAUCUGUCAUUGGAAAAUAAGUGGUCCAGUUAAAGUGUGGGUCUAUGGGGUAAUCUCUUUUGUAAAUAAUAUUUUUUUAUUAAAAAUGUCUGUGUAAAUGAUUACAGAUUUAUGGAGUGCUUUUGGACAUGCUGAAAGCAACACCUUGGUUUUAAAUGUAGUCAUACUUCAUGUUGUGUCCGCUUCAGGUUACGUGUUUUCAUGUUGCGUCCUGCGGCAACCUGGAAGUACUGGAAUUGGUUACUUCCAGGUUUCACUGCUUGCACAUGCGCAGAAGUGCUAAAUCGGGCCCUGUGCAUGCGCAGACGCGGCGCUUCGGCUUGCGUCAGUUCCGUGUUACGGAUGGGCCUCCGGAAUGGAUCCUGUCCGUAACAUGAGGUUCCACUGUAGUCAGAACAGUGCAGCAUUUUAUGUUAUUUCUGUAGUGCCAUCAUGCCACUAUGUACUUGAGGAACAUGUGGAAUGUUUUGGACACAUUUGGCAGUUAAAUGAGCUCUCGGUGUAACUCUAUUUAAAAGUUUUCCACAAAGUCUAUGCUUAAAUGCAUACAGUGGAUAAAUAUGAAUAUUUUGAAGUUCCUUAUUAUUUCAUGAGUUGUAAACCUAUUCACCUCUUCCCCUUUGUUGUGUUACCUCAGGACAAACAGGAGCUGGAAAUAACUGGGCCAAAGGACAUUAUACGGAAGGAGCAGAGCUGGUAGAUUCAGUGCUUGAUAUAGUAAGAAAAGAAUGUGAACACUGUGAUUGCUUGCAGGGAUUUCAGCUCACUCAUUCUCUUGGAGGAGGAACAGGUUCUGGGAUGGGAACACUACUGAUCAGCAAAAUCCGAGAGGAAUAUCCUGAUCGGAUCAUGAAUACAUUCAGUGUCAUGCCAUCUCCUAAAGUCUCUGACACUGUUGUGGAGCCAUAUAACGCCACACUCUCAGUCCACCAACUGGUUGAAAAUACAGACGAAACCUACUGUAUUGAUAACGAAGCCUUGUAUGAUAUUUGCUUCCGCACUCUGAAGCUUACCACACCAACAUACGGAGAUCUGAACCACUUGGUGUCCGCUACAAUGAGCGGGGUAACAACAUCAUUGCGUUUUCCUGGUCAGCUAAAUGCAGAUUUGCGCAAGCUGGCAGUGAAUAUGGUCCCAUUCCCACGCCUACACUUCUUUAUGCCAGGAUUUGCUCCACUGACUGCCCGAGGGAGCCAACAAUACCGGGCUCUCACAGUCCCGGAACUCACGCAACAGAUGUUUGAUGCCAAAAAUAUGAUGGCAGCUUGCGACCCAAGGCACGGACGGUAUUUGACAGUAGCUACAGUCUUCCGAGGUCCCAUGUCCAUGAAAGAAGUUGAUGAACAGAUGCUGGCCAUCCAGAACAAGAACAGCAGCUACUUUGUGGAAUGGAUCCCAAAUAACGUCAAAGUGGCCGUUUGUGAUAUAGCACCCCGUGGCCUCAAGAUGGCCUCUACCUUCAUCGGCAACAGCACAGCUAUCCAAGAGCUCUUCAAAAGAAUCUCAGAGCAAUUCUCAGCCAUGUUCAGGAGAAAAGCUUUUCUUCACUGGUUUACAGGAGAAGGAAUGGACGAGAUGGAAUUCACAGAAGCAGAGAGCAACAUGAAUGACCUUGUGUCAGAGUAUCAGCAGUACCAAGAAGCUACAGCAAAUGAUGGAGAGGAAAUUUUUGAAGACGAGGAGGAAGAAAUUAAUGAAUGAAGUCUAUCAAAUGCUGUUCUAAAAAUGAUUAAGUCUGAAUAGCUAGCUCUAGUUCUAAUCUUUUCCAGGAUAGUAAAGAAUAUAACAGACUUAUUUUUCAGGACUAUAUUGUUUUCCUCAAACUGUGAAUCAGAAAAAUCACCUUAGGCUGCAAUCUUAAGCACAGUUACUUGAAAGUGAGUGUUGAUACCAGCAGGACUUGCAUCAUCAAAGUAAAUGUGUUUUGCAGUUAGUGAGGCUUUUGAGUGCUAUUCUGUACUAAGUAUAUAGUAUUGAGUUGCUGGGAACAAACUGUUAAUAAAAGGAAUGGAAAAAGUCUAA
Molecule: messenger RNA, 8438 nt
Organism: Podarcis lilfordi (Lilford's wall lizard)
Lineage: Eukaryota; Metazoa; Chordata; Lepidosauria; Squamata; Lacertidae
Source: the annotation of a GenBank genome assembly